CCACGCAAGCACGUUGGGAUCUUGAACCAUAACCUUAGUUAUGUACUCAUCAUUUCAUCGAAAGAUUAGUACUUGAAAAAAUGGAAUGAGAUUGAUUAAAAAUAAUGGACAAGUGUUACAAUUUCAUAAAAUAACUAAAGUAGUUCAUGGUAAUCGAAAAUGUUCCCAACAAAACGAUUGAUACCAGAACUUCUAGCACGAGGCAGUGUCUUAAUUAAACCGCAGAUUCUAUCAAGAUCAUUACCAGCAGUGACUGUGCAUUCACGCCGAGGUAAGAAGAGUGACACCAGGGAUCCAAACUCGGUGUUCCAUCCAAUUCCAGUGCAGCCUACCUCCGACGACAUAAAUGUCGGUGCCGAGAUAACGGGAGGCUCCCUGAAAAAAUCCGAUCUCCAGAGAAUUCUCGCGAGUUUCUUCCAACGGAAAGAAAUCUUAGUUUUAGCUAAAGACUAUGGCCUAGAUCACGAUCUUCAGCAGCAGGCCUUCAACAGCUUUCGCAAGUACUGUCUGGAUGCUGAUACUCUUCCCGUGGACCUGCACGUGGUCAUCUCAGAUAUUCUUCAGGGUGCUGGCCACGUGACAGACAUAUUCCCUUACUUUAUACGCCACGCAAAAGAAAUUUUCCCUCACCUGGAGUGUAUGGACGAUCUGAAGAAGAUAUCUGACCUCCGAACCCCGGCCAACUGGUAUCCCCUAGCGCGGUCAAUAACCAGAAAGAUCAUUUUUCAUGCUGGACCCACCAAUAGUGGAAAAACUUAUCACGCUCUGGAACGAUUUAAAACAGCAAAAAGCGGACUCUACUGUGGACCCUUAAAGCUUUUAGCCACUGAGGUAUUCAGAAGGACUAAUGAUUUGGGGACAUGCUGUGAUCUUGUGACGGGCGAAGAAAGACAAUUUGCGAGGGACGAAGGACAUCCUGCUGAUCACAUCUCCUGUACUGUAGAAAUGGCGCGCAUAAAUUUACCCUGUGAAGUUGCCGUUAUCGAUGAGAUCCAGCUUCUUAAGGAUUAUGGAAGAGGCUGGGCUUGGACCAGGGCACUUCUUGGCAUCCCCGCUAAUGAAGUUCACCUGUGUGGAGAAGCUGGUGCUAUCCCCUUGGUUCAAGCUCUGUGCAUGACAACUGGAGAAGAUGUAGAAAUCAGACGAUAUAAACGUCUAACGGAACUAGAAAUCGAAAACGAUGCAGUAAGAAGUUUGAGGAAUAUUCAACCUGGGGAUUGUAUAGUCUGCUUUAGUAAAAACGAUAUUUACACAGUAUCCAGAGAACUUGAGGCUUUGGGCAUUGAAGUAGCUGUUAUUUACGGUGGGCUUCCCCCGAAUACAAAGUUAGGUCAAGCUGCAAAGUUCAAUGAUCCUGACCAUCCCUGUAAAGUUAUGGUUGCAACUGACGCUAUAGGAAUGGGUUUGAAUCUGCACAUAAGGAGAGUGAUUUUCUACUCAAUGAUAAAGCCGACAGUAAACGAGAAAGGUGAGAAGGAGAUGGACAAAAUUUCAGUUUCCUCGGCGUUACAAAUAGCAGGUAGGGCAGGUCGUUACGGAACGCAAUGGGAUAAGGGUUUCGUCACUACAUUCAAGCCAGAAGACCUCCCCUUGCUCAAGUCAAUACUCAGUCAAUCUCCGGAGCCCAUAACACAAGCAGGUCUUCACCCAACAGCUGAGCAAAUCGAACUGUAUGCUUAUCACCUACCGAAGGCUGCUCUAUCGAAUUUGAUGGACAUCUUCGUGUCCUUAUGCACAGUUGAUGACUCUUUGUACUUCAUGUGUAAGGUCGAUGACUUCAAAUUUUUAGCAGACAUGAUUCAACAUGUUCCUCUGCCUUUGAGGGCCAGAUACGUUUUCUGCUGCGCACCAAUCAACAACAAGGUUCCUUUCCCCUGCACAAUGUUCCUCAAAUUUGCGAGACAGUACAGUAAAAAUGAGCCAAUUACCUUUAAUUGGUUGUGCCAACAAAUAGGCUGGCCUUUCCAACCACCACAAAGAAUCAUCGAUUUAGUUCACUUGGAAGCCGUUUUUGACGUGCUCGAUCUGUAUCUAUGGCUCAGUUAUCGAUUUAUGGAUCUGUUCCCUGAUACCAAUAUCGUCAGAGACGUUCAGAAGGAACUGGAUGCCAUUAUUCAGGAGGGAAUCGUUCAGUUAACGAAAUUACUCAGAAACUCGGAGACUGGCGUGAGUAGUGGAGCCGCAUCACUCUCAGAUGAAGACAACUUCGCACUCAACACACAAAAGAACAAAUAUUAUAGAGAAUCUGGAGAGGGUUUUGGCAGAGGAAAACUGACGGAAAGAUUACUCUCUCAGGGGCUGUUGACUCCUUCUAUGCUCCAAGAGCUGCAAAAGGAAUGGACACAACAAGGACAAAAAGGCAAACCAAUACUGAAGAAAUAUGGAAAAGGCAGAAAAUGGAAAUGAUGUUUAAAUUUUAAAGAAUUUUUUUCAAGAUAAGGAUGAUGUAUAUAUUUUAGGAUUAAAUGAAUUUAGAUUUCAAGUCACAGGUUGGAAUAAUAUUUUCUUUCAUCAUACUAUCGAGCAUAUGGUGACAAAUUGAAGAGAAACAAGUUUGGUAUGAUAUUUUACCUAACCAAUUGGUGAAUGACGCUUUUGGCAAGUGUGAAAAUUCUUGUCGCGCAAUAGGGAAAAAAGGUAAAACGGGAAUAAAUUUUGAUAAACAAUUCGAA
This is a messenger RNA of Diachasma alloeum, 2672 nucleotides long. It is a transcript of the gene Suv3, whose product is annotated as ATP-dependent RNA helicase SUV3 homolog, mitochondrial. The record is from RefSeq and is a predicted model, not a curated record. Gene Ontology annotation, biological process: RNA catabolic process; mitochondrial RNA 3'-end processing. The transcript has 4 exons. Gene Ontology annotation, cellular component: mitochondrial degradosome. NCBI's taxonomy places the organism in Eukaryota, Metazoa, Arthropoda, Insecta, Hymenoptera, Braconidae. Bases 160 to 2406 code for a protein of 748 amino acids. Gene Ontology annotation, molecular function: ATP binding; RNA helicase activity; hydrolase activity, acting on acid anhydrides.